GCCAAAUCCUCCUAUAUUCAGCUCUGCCUCAGUAACUACAGAGGAGACCAAACCACUUGUAAUUUCGUGUAAAUCAAAUGGAAGCCGUCCAAUGGCUUCGAUAUACUGGUUACUUGGAAAUGGUAGAGCUAAUGUUACAACUUACGCAACCCAAUUACCACACUCUCAUGAUCCAACUACUGACACAUAUACUGUUACAUCUACAUUAACAUACAGUGUUAAUAGGUCAUAUAAUGGCCAAAACCUUAUUUGUGUAGCCAGUAAUGAGGCCACAUCUGAACCUGGAGGUAGUGCCGAGACGUCUGAAACACUAAAUGUUAAAUAUGCUCCAGACAUUACAGUGAACAGUCCUCCAUAUACACAGAAUGAUGCUAUCAGAACAGUAACAUGUCAUCCUAGUGGUAACCCAGAUAGUUAUACAUACCAUAAAUGGCAGCACAAGUCCAGAUAUGGAGAUCUUAUACGAGAGUUAGAUGGAAAUAAAACCUUGAAGAUACCUAAUGUCCCAGUGUUGUUAAGAUAUCAGGAUAGUGGAAAAUAUGUGUGUACAGCCAGUAAUGGUAUAAGGGAUAAUGACAAUAUGUUUGAACAGAUUGGUUCUGGAUAUGUAAUCGUGAAUGCUCAGCCAGUGUUUACAUCUGAUACCAUUGACAAGGCCAAACAGUUUGGUGAAAUCAGUAAAGCUGUAGAUAUAUAUGUUAAUGUAUAUAGUGUUCCAAAAUUCGCCAUUUACAUAUGGACUCGCGAUGGAAAACCAAUAACAACACAAAAUUUAGCAAAAUAUGCAUCAUCUAGUUCUCCUACUAUUGUUUAUGAUAAGGUUCAUGGGAAGGAAGUACACCUAGAUGGUUAUAAAGUAACACUGACCAUACGCGAUUUGACAGCACAGGACUUCAAUAAUUAUUCUUUAACACUUAAAAGUGGAUUUGCAGAUGUAACGCACACUAUUGUAUUGGAAUCUACCAGUGUACCAGAGACUCCGGGUAAUUUUAGUAUGACAACAACAUCAACUACUAGUAUUACAAUGCAAUGGGAUCCAAAAUCUGGUGGUGGACACAAACAAGCAUUUUACAUUCAGUACAGAGUCCAAGGAGCAUUUGAGUGGUAUACUACAUUGGCUGGUGAGGAAGAUAUAAACGAGCCAAAGAGACGAAGAAUAUAUGAAGUAAUAAACUUACAGAAAGGCAAGGCCUAUGGACUGAGAAUUUAUGCUGAGAAUAGAGCAGGGAAAAGAAGUAAUGUCACAGAAGUGUUCAUUGCCGUUACUGAAACUUCAGAAACUUCGACAACAAGAAGUGCUGUUAUUGGUGGUGUGGUAGGUGCUGUAGUUACGUUAGGAAUUGUGUGCGCUUCUGUUAUGGUGAUCGUGCUCUUAAAAAGGAGAAAAGGACAGAAUAAAACGGAAAAAAAUAAUAAAUCUUAUGAAAAUACUGGAUUCCAGGAAAGACAAAAAGAUGAUGAGUACGAAGAAGUUAGAAAUAAAUGUGAUGUGCAGCAAAAACAAUCUAGUAAAACCUACGAAACACUUGGUACCAAAGACACGCUUAACGUUUAUGAUGGUUUAGAUACUUCUAAAGGUCUGACACCAUCUAAAUCCUCGUUGGACCAUUACGAAGCUUUAGGUAUUCAAGAUAAACCUUGCAUUUAUUCUGAACUAGAAAACCAGAAAGAAGAGAUACAGCUAAAGGAACAACCGGCAGAGAAAAAUAUACUUAAAGCAUCAAAUAAUCAUAAAGAAGGUCGUAAACUAAAUACAACACAAGGACCAAAAGAAAACGUUUAUGCUAAUGAAGUAUUUUGAUGCAAAUAUUGCCACAUAAAUAAUGUAUAUUGCUAUAUAACAGUUUAAUGAGAGUCACCACCAACAUAUUGUUUUAAACUGUAAUGCUAUGACUUGUAAAUAUGCGGGCAACAUUCAGUCUAUAUUCUAAAGAGGGAAGUGAAAAUAAAGAACUUUGUUUCUAUGCAAGCUGUCGCGCUAAUUUAUACAAAGUUUUAUGUAAAUAGGAUGUUUCUUGAAAUCUGAAUACAUGCUGACUUAUAUAAGUCAUAAUUCAGAUAGCAUUAGUUUUCACUAUAUGUCCACCAAUGUUUAAAUAAAAGAACAAUUUAUUGGAAAAUUAACAAAUCAGCAUCCUCUUGAUUGCUAUUAUUCUGUAACAAUUUAAUAGAAAAUAUUAGUAUACUUUAUUGGUGUUAUGCAUAUGUAAGACAUCUGUGUUAUAGUUCUUGGUUUGCCAUAUCUUACAGUUUUAACUUGUAGUCGAUGAACUUCUUUAAACAUUUCAAAUGUGAUUUUUUUUAGAAAAGGUUCUAAAAGCAUAGCCUUUGUUAGGAUCUUGACAUAUUGUUAUAUGUAACAACAAUCUUUUAGGAUCAAUAAAAACCCGACAACUUGUAGGAUCCCGAGCCUUUGGCAACAUACUGUUAUUCGUAGAUUUACCAACCAAAGUAAACAUAACGUUUUACACCUAAACGGAAUGUGUUUAUUCAUUUUUGAAUAGUUUGAAGAUUGAUUCUAAGGAUCAAAACAUUAAAAUCUAAUAAAAGCAAUGAAGAUA
Messenger RNA from Mytilus californianus (California mussel), 2561 nucleotides. RefSeq names its product neural cell adhesion molecule 1-like. Gene Ontology annotation, molecular function: cell adhesion molecule binding. NCBI's taxonomy places the organism in Eukaryota, Metazoa, Mollusca, Bivalvia, Mytilida, Mytilidae. Gene Ontology annotation, biological process: cell-cell adhesion. The record is from RefSeq and is a predicted model, not a curated record. The transcript is spliced from 14 exons. Gene Ontology annotation, cellular component: cell-cell junction. Bases 92 to 1801 code for a protein of 569 amino acids.